GCGUGUGCGCUCCCGAUGUGCUUCGUUCGGACGUGAUAAUUUUGUCAAAAUUUUCCAAUUAUUUAAAGAACAAGAGAGAUUUUUAAAGAUCUUCAAAGAUCGAACAUCCCGCAAAACGGAGGCUCUGCGGAUGAAAAAAGAUCUCCGAACGGUUCGCGAGAUUUUUUUCCAUAUCGAUCAUGGAGACUCGAUUCCUGCUGAAUUAAAAUGGCUGUGAUUGGCUCCGAGUGAUUUUGGUGACGGGAUAAUAAAAAGCUUCGGCGACCCUUACGCGAUCAGGAUUCCUCAAAGUCCGAUUGUCCUUGAUUAUUGUCGAAAAAGUACGGAUAAAGCACGGACAGAGAGAUGACUUGGCGCUGGGCGCUGAUGCGCGAAAAGCGUUGCUGAUCGACGCUAUUCUGCACCCCGCGGGCAAACGCGCGGGGGCUGGGAAAAAAAUCGUCGUCGGAAUUGAAUAGAAAAAGGAAGAAGAAUUCGUCGGUUAAAUCGAGAAAGCAAAGGAUGAGAUCCUACGACGGUGAGAGCAGCUCAACAGAGGACGACGAUCGCAGGGAAGGCCUGCCGGAAGCUCAUCUACAACAAGGAUCCUGGCAGCGCACAGCGUCACAUCCUACUUGGGCCUGGGAGCAUCGUAACGUCCAUCCACUGCCCCCACAAUCGGCAGCUGCCCUCGAAUCCGUAUACUCGACACCAGGAGCCUCACAUCCGGGUGUCUCGGGACCACCGGCUGCGUACUCAUCGGAACACACCCAGAGUGCACCAGGACGAAGAACUCCAUUGGGUGCCGUGGGCCUUGGUGGCUUCUACUUUCAACAACAACCUCAACCGCAUGCUUCGUCGAGUGCAUUGUCCGAUGAGAAUCGACCGGACGAGAGACCGACAGUUUCGCGAUUGAACUGUCCAUCGAAAUCGAAGACGACUCGUCAAGGAAAGAGCGUAAGACUGAAUAUUAAUGCGCGAGAACGUAGAAGAAUGCACGAUUUGAACGACGCCCUAGACGAGCUUCGCUCUGUCAUCCCUUACGCACAUAGUCCUUCGGUGAGGAAGCUAUCGAAAAUAGCCACCCUUCUCCUGGCAAAAAAUUAUAUCCUUAUGCAAGGAAACGCGUUGGAGGAGCUCCGGAGAGUGAUAGCCGUUCUGCAAUCUCCGCAUGCACACACCACCGCCCUACCGCCCACCCCGGUCUCCUACGAUCUUCUGCAGGGAUUCCCUGGCAAACUAUUCCAGGGGGUGCAGGAGAUGCAAGGGCUUCCUACGAACGAUCCACAAAUCGUGUCCGGUCCUCCGACUGACGGCACGGUCGCCAGCGGAGAGUCGAAUUAAAAAAUCAAUUAUUUCUUCCUACCUGCUUUUCUCGCGAUAGCUCUAAGAAUUUCUCUCAUGAAAAAACGUAUCGAUCGUUAAGAAAUCGAGAGAAUACGAGCCACAGAGAAUUAAACUGGUAAAAUGCGAUAGAAUAGAUAGCGAGAGGAGAGGAUUCAAAAUAUUUGCAAAUGUUUUUGCAGGCCUAAGUCUAAGAUUGAUAAUGUAAGAUGUGUAGAAGAGUCUCUUAAGCUAAAGAAGUACGAAAAUGGAAAUGCCUUUAGCUAUAUGAAAGUAUUAAUUAGAGUACUAUUGAAAUGCAAAUUAAGUCCUCCAGAGAGAGAGAGAGAGAGAGAGAGAGAGAGAGAGAAAAGAGUUAAUCUUUUUUAAAUAUUAACACAUAAAUAAUUUAUAUUUAUCUAAAAAUCAAAACGCAAAAGGGCGAAAAAAAUUACAUCAAUUUAUUUAAAAAAAAAUAAUAAGAUAAAUAUAAGAUCAAGUAAAAAAAAAAUCAAACAAAAGAGAUAAACUCAAAAUAAUCAAAAGUUAAUUAAAAAAAUUAAUUAUUGAUUGAAAGAUAAAAGUUAAUUAGCUAAAAAUUAAAAGAAAAAACUUUCUCCAUCCACGAAAUGAAUUAAAAUAUAUAAUAAUUUCGAAUGACAUUUUGAUAAGAAAAUUAGUUCAGGUUCUUUCUCAAGUCCAAAUAAAGGGCGAAAGUAUUGCGAAAGUAUUAGCGAUUAUAAGCAAUUGACACUGUCACGAUCCUAAAGUCAAUGAUGAUGCAGCAAUAAGACGACGGCGCGUUUUCGUCUCUCUGACAAUCCCAGAUAGAGAAAGAGAUAGAGAGAGAAAUAGUAUUUUGAUGACAGAGGACCGAUUACAUAAUCGCUUUAGCAUUGAAAGAUUCGAAUGUACGGAUAAGAUCGAGAGAAAUUCACGAUGAUUUAAUUAUCGCUGAGAAUCCUCGAUCUUCGAAGCAGAGGGUCGGAAGGACGAAAACGUCGCCAGGACUUGGAACGCGAAGAAGUUCCCGAGUCUCGUCCAGAAACACGAUAGUCAAUAUUAGUAUGUGAUACGUGUCGAGGAGUUCUAGUCUAUAUACAACAUAAAGAUAUAUUGAAUAUUCAUAUACACAUAUACAGUAUAUAUAUAUACAUAUACAUAUAUAUAUAUUUAAUAAUUUAAACAAGGCAUCGCGACUUACGACUUAUUUAUAUACUUAAGAAUCUAUUAUAUAAUGCGCAAGUAAGGAUUUAUCUACUUCGAGAAGCGAAUGGCAAGCGAGUGCGAUGGAAGGAGAGAAAGAGAACGGGCGUAUGAGAUUGGGAAAAAAAAAGCUGUUUAUUGUGCUAUUUGUGAGAAAUAUUCGUGCGAUUCUUUUUUUUUCGCAACGCGAUCAUUUCUUUCGGGGCAAAAGUAAGAAUGAGAUAGCGACUCUGAGAACGAAGACAGAAGGAUAUACUUGUUGUAGAGUGUAGAUAAUAAUUGUUUAGUGCUCUCAAAUAAAAUCUAUUUAAGAGAAUCUCAAUGUAUAUCCGAUGAGCGUCGAAUUAUGAUUUUUAUGUUUUAUAAUUUAUUUUAUUUUAUUUCAAUUAAUCGUUUCUUUGUUUUAUUCUGGUCUUAAUUUUAUUUUCUAUUAUAGUCUGCUUUAUUUUUUAUUUUAUUUCCAAUUAAACAUUAUUUUUCAUUAUAACAAUUAUC
Messenger RNA from Cataglyphis hispanica, 3003 nucleotides. It is a transcript of the gene Oli, whose product is annotated as class E basic helix-loop-helix protein 22. The record is from RefSeq and is a predicted model, not a curated record. Bases 502 to 1323 code for a protein of 273 amino acids. The transcript has 5 exons. NCBI's taxonomy places the organism in Eukaryota, Metazoa, Arthropoda, Insecta, Hymenoptera, Formicidae. Gene Ontology annotation, molecular function: protein dimerization activity.